AUGCUUAAAGUUGGUCUUCCUUGUCUGGCGCUUUUGGCUUUGACCAGCGCCUUAAAAAUCCACGAAUAUGAGCAUGAGGAGCAUGCCAAAUAUGAGCCGGAACACGAGGAGACCGAGGUGCAUCAUGAGGUAGAUCACAAGCACGCAACAUCGCAUCAGAGCGUCAAAUUUCAUCAUUAUCAUGCCGUGCCCGUUUACAUUAAGAAGGAGGAUCAGCAUUUGGUCAAGAAGCCCAUCGAAAUUGGAGGUACCAAGCAAAAGUUGAAGAUUCUGCAUCCCAAGACUGAGCACAAUCAUAACCACGGCCUGGUUUUGGAGCACCACAGCGAGUCGCAUCUGCAUGAGCAUGGACACUACGAGGAGCCAGUGCAUCAUUCCGAGCACUACGAGCAUUAUUCACAUCAUGAAUAA
Drosophila innubila is the source of this 411-nucleotide messenger RNA. RefSeq names its product histidine-rich glycoprotein. The coding region runs from base 1 to 411 and encodes 136 amino acids. NCBI's taxonomy places the organism in Eukaryota, Metazoa, Arthropoda, Insecta, Diptera, Drosophilidae. The transcript has 2 exons. The record is from RefSeq and is a predicted model, not a curated record.